Messenger RNA from Nicotiana attenuata, 615 nucleotides. RefSeq lists its product as uncharacterized. The record is from RefSeq and is a predicted model, not a curated record. Bases 1 to 615 code for a protein of 204 amino acids. The transcript has 3 exons. Lineage: Eukaryota; Viridiplantae; Streptophyta; Magnoliopsida; Solanales; Solanaceae.
AUGAACAGGGAAAACACAAUGAGUCCUUCAACAAGUCUUGACAAAUAUGAACAGGGAAAACCUGUUGACGAAUAUCGUGGAAUGAUUGGCUCCCUUCUUUAUCUAACUGCUACUCGGCCAGAUAUUAUGUUUAGUGUUAGUAAAUGUGCCAGGAUUCAGUCAGCUCCAAAAGAAUCACACCUGACUACAGUAAAAAGAAUUAUUCGAUAUCUCAUUGGAACUAUUUCUCACGAAUUAUGGUAUCCACACUCUAAAAAUUUUAAUCUAGAAGAUUUUUCAGAUGCUGAUCUUGCAGGUGAUAAGGAAGACAGAAAAAGCACCAGUGGAACAUGUCAAGUACUUGAAAAAGCACUGAUAUGUUGGAACAGUAAAAAGCAAGGAUCAGUUGCACUAUCCACAACUGAGGCUGAGUAUAUCGCCAUUGGACAAUGUUGUGCACAAUUACUAUGGAUGUCUCAUCAAUUGGUCAUUAAUAGAGCCUUCGAAUUCCCUCUCUUUUCCUAUCUUUUCACAUCAGUUACAUGGUUCAAGAAAGAAAACCCAAUCAUCAAGCCUGUUCAACUGACACCCUGUAACGACCCCGCCGGUCGUUACAGUGGUAUUGGAGUGAAUUGA